Molecule: messenger RNA, 1366 nt
Organism: Schistocerca piceifrons (Central American locust)
Lineage: Eukaryota; Metazoa; Arthropoda; Insecta; Orthoptera; Acrididae
Exons: 6
Coding region: 1-1029 (342 amino acids)
Cellular component (GO): extracellular matrix
Source: RefSeq, a predicted model, not a curated record
AUGGAGGGCGGCGGCGCGGUGUCUCGGAGGAAGCCGCUGCUGUUGCGAGAACCUGCGACGGGCGCUUCGCCCACGGAGGGGCCGCGACCUUGCCGGGACAAUCGCCGCGCCGCCACGCCCGGGGCUCGCCCCGGCCCGGCCCGGCCCUAUGGCCUGCUCGCUUUCUUUCUGCCCGUUGAGCAACUGAUGAUGCGAGCGCGCAGCAGCGCCGAGGCGUGGCGUCUGCCCCGGUUGCUCCCCGUGCUAAGUUUGUAUCGUUUGGCGGUUACAAGCAGUUUCCAUAAGUUUCUUCUGGCUUGUAGGCUGCACCAGAGUAUAAAAUUACCAAGUAGCGUCGUGCCUGGUGGUGACCCUAGUUCCGCUCUGUUCCAGUUGGCGGCGCUGCUGGCGGCGCUGGUUUGCGCGGCGCGCGCUGGCGUCGUGGCGCCGGCGGUGACGUACCACGCGGCGGCGCCCGUCGCGCUGGCGGCGCACCCCGGCCCCAUCACCUACGCCGCCCGCCCGGGCCCCAUAGCCUACCACGGCGCCGCCCCCAUCACGUACACCACGCACGCCGGCGCGCCCCUGGCCUACACGACGCACGCCGGCGCGCCCCUCGCCUACGCCACGCACGUCGCGGCGCCCAUAGCCUACGCCACGCACGCAGCCCCGGCACCCGUCGCCUAUGCCGCCAAGGCUCCUGUCGUUGCGGCCGGAAAGGUUGUAGCAGCUGCGGCGGAGAGCGCAGACUUCGACCCGCACCCGCAGUACAGCUUCUCGUACGACGUGCAGGACGCCAUCACCGGAGACACCAAGUCCCAGCAGGAGACCCGCGACGGUGACGUCGUUCAAGGCGUCUACUCGCUGGUGGAGCCCGACGGCUCCAGGCGCACGGUGGAGUACCAGGCUGACCCGGUGAACGGCUUCAACGCGGUCGUACACCGCGACACGGGCGCCGUCGCCGUCGCCAAGCCGGUGGUCGGCGUCGGCGUCGGCGUCGGCAAAGUGGUGGCCGCCGCCCCCGCGCUCCAGUACCUCAAGAAGUACUAGGCGUGCCGCCUACGGCGCAGCAACGCCUUCUGCGGCAGAAGACUCCGUAGGCUCCGCCAGGUGGUCCGUGGACAUCACACGCUGGGUAUCCUGCGUCCCAGCAGUCUUCAUCCCCCUGGACUGGAGCCUCCGAAGUCGUCGGGAGUUGUCACCUGUGCGCCGCUGUGAUACCAAACGUCGCAGACAGCACGUUUAACGGCUCUGGAUACGGCGAUGGAUACUGAUUUUUCUCUCGGCACAUGCUCAACUGCUCUGCUUUUAUUUAUUUUGUAAUGCGAAGCGCUCUAUGCAUGUAUCUAUCCUUUUUGUAAAUAAAUUUCAUGCUUCAAGAUUCGAA